This is a messenger RNA of Peromyscus leucopus (white-footed mouse), 1641 nucleotides long. RefSeq names its product zinc finger protein 809-like. NCBI's taxonomy places the organism in Eukaryota, Metazoa, Chordata, Mammalia, Rodentia, Cricetidae. Gene Ontology annotation, biological process: regulation of transcription by RNA polymerase II. The record is from RefSeq and is a predicted model, not a curated record. The coding region runs from base 66 to 1358 and encodes 430 amino acids. The transcript is spliced from 5 exons. Gene Ontology annotation, molecular function: DNA-binding transcription factor activity, RNA polymerase II-specific; RNA polymerase II cis-regulatory region sequence-specific DNA binding.
UAAAGUUACGCGAGGGUGAGUUGCACGAGUUCGCCAUUUUCCGCUCUGUCAUUCCGAGACGGCGGAUGGCUGAGCCUGCGCGGGCACCGGAGACCCAGGAGAGUCACCGGGCGCUCCGAGACCGACCGGCCAUGGGCUUGGUAUUGUUUGAGGACGUAGCCGUGCACUUCACCCGGCAGGAGUGGCAGGAGCUGGAUGCGGCCCAGAGGACCCUCUACAGGGAUGUGAUGCUGGAGAACUACAGCAAUCUGCUGUUCCUGCAGCCCCGCAUGGUCAAGCCUAAGCUGAUCUUCAACUUGGAACGCGGCCAUGGGCCAUGGAGCCUAGCGGAAGCUUCAGUGCCGAGCUUCGCGGGUGUUCAUAAAGUGAGUGCCCUGAUUGACACCAGCAAGGAAAAUCCUAAGAUACAUCUGGGGCCACUUGAAAUAACUAACCAAAAGAUACCAAAUGAAGACAUGAUUGAAGUGAAACUGAAAACUCCACAGAAAGUCUACAAAGGGACAAGAGCAUGUCAGGGGAGAGCUCCUGCCAAAACUUUUCACCAGAAGUUAAGGGAAAACAAGAACCAGAGACUGUACAGAGAAGAGAACCUCUAUGAAUGUAAGGAAUGUGGGAGAACUUUCUCUAAUAACUCCACCCUCAUCAAGCAUCGCAGAAGAACUCAUAAUGUACAGAACCGCUUUGAAUGUACUGAAUGUGGUAAGAUGUACCACUGGAAGUCAGACCUCACUGAUCAUCAGAAAACGCAUAGUCAGGAGAGGAUCUAUGAAUGUAAAGAAUGUGAGAAAGCUUUCUUCCGUAGGUCUCAUCUCAAUGCACAUGAAAUAAUUCAUACAGGUGAGAAGCCUUAUAAAUGUACAGAAUGCAAGAAAGCUUUCAAUUACAAGUCAGACCUUACUCGACAUAAAAAAACUCAUUUGGGUGAAAAGCCUUUUAAAUGUGAAGAGUGCAUGAAAGGUUUUUCCCGAAAGUCAAAGCUCGCUAUACAUCAGAGAACUCACUCUGGUGAGAAGCCUUAUGAAUGUACAGAAUGCCCGAAAACUUUCUCCCAUAAGUCACAACUUACUGCACAUAGGAUAACUCAUUCAUCUGAGAAUUUUUAUGAAUGUAAAGAGUGUAAUAAGUCUUUCCACUGGAAGUGUCAACUCACAGCACAUCAGAAAAGGCACACAGGAAAAAACUUCAUGAAUACAGAACGCAGGAAAACCUGCCACAAGUCAGAAGUCACUGGACAUCAGAGAACUCAGAUCGCUGAAAAGCCCUAUGAAUAUGAGGAAUUUGGGGAAGAAGGAUUUCAAGUAUUUACAGAAGAAUUCUACCCUAAGUCAGACCUUACUGUACAUCAGGGAAAUUCAUAAUUGAGAAGCUUUACAGAAUGUAGGAAGGUUUUCCAGUGCAAAUCUGACCUCAUUCAUCAUCAGAGAUCCACAGAAACGAGAAGCCACCGUGAAGAAUGGUGCUCAAAGUUAGCCCUAGCAACAGAGAAGAGCAUGUGAAGGGAAGCAGGGAGGCUGUCUUGACAGAACCUGCCUGACUCACCUGCCAGCAGAGACUCCACAAAGAGCUCUUGCUUUCUUUUUUCUUUGGUUUCUCUGUGUAGCCUGGCUGUCCUAGAACUUGCUCUUUAGAUCAGGCUGGCCU